UCCAACUUAAAUGGCUUUUUCUUCUUCAUUUCGUUUGAAUAUUCUUCUUCUUUAUUUGCUUGCCUUUAGCAUAUGUUGUGCUACUCAGACCCAAGGCGCUAGACUGCAUCAUCGUCAUGAUCCUCUGAGACAGCAAAAGGCAGACCAGGUGAUUGAACUCCCCGGUCAGCCUCCAGUGAGCUUCAAGCAUUACACGGGAUAUGUUACCGUCAACCACACUCACGGAAGAGCACUCUUCUAUUGGUUCUUUGAAGCCACCAACAACCCUCAAGAUAAACCCCUCCUCCUUUGGCUUAACGGAGGGCCAGGAUGUUCAUCAAUUGGAUACGGUGCCACAGAGGAGUUAGGCCCUUUCUUCCCUCAAAAUAGCACCGACCCCAAGCUCAAGUUCAACCCUUACACCUGGAACAAUGCUGCCAAUCUGUUGUUUUUGGAGUCUCCCGUUGGAGUCGGAUUUUCUUACACCAAUACUAGUCAAGAUAUCGAGGAACUUGACGAUAAAAUUACAGCUGAGGAUUCAUACAAUUUUCUUAUCAACUGGUUUAAACGGUUUCCACAGUACAAGUCCCAUGACUUCUACAUUUCUGGAGAGAGCUAUGCAGGGCAUUAUGCUCCACAGCUUUCUGAGCUCGUUUUUGACAGAUCCAAGGAGAAUCAUAUCAACCUCAAGGGAUUCAUGAUUGGUAACGCAGCAAUAGAUGAUGAAUCAGAUCAGAAGGGAUUGAUUGAUUACGCUUGGGAUCACGCGGUGAUCUCUGAUCGCUUGUACCAUGAUAUUCAGAAGGAAUGCGACUUCGGCCAAAACAUAUCAGAACAGUGUAACACGCUGCUGGAAGAGUACUAUAAUGUGUACAAUAUCACAGACAUGUACAGCUUGUACACCCCUAUGUGCCUUAGUAACACCAGCAGCAGCGGGCAAUCCCAUACGAUCCAAGGCGCUUCCACUCUGUUUUCCAGAACUGUAAGUAGUUCCCCACUAAUUAUAACGACUCAUCAUGAUGUACGGCACAAGAGACCUGCAGGAUAUGACCCUUGUACAUCAGAUUACAGUUAUGUGUAUUUGAACAGGCCUGACGUUCAAAAGGCACUUCAUGCCAAUGUCACCAAAAUCUCCUAUCCAUGGUCUCACUGCAACGAUAACAUCUUCUGGAAUGCACCAUCAUCAAUGCUUCCUGUAAUUGGAAAGCUUGUAGCUGGGGGUCUUCGGGUUUGGAUUUACAGCGGGGAUACUGAUGGGAGAGUUCCAGUAACAUCAACUAGGUACGCGUUGAGAAAGCUCAGGUUGAAGAUAAAUGAAGAUUGGACUCCUUGGUACAACAAGAAGCAGGUUGGCGGGUGGAGAGUUGUGUACGACGGGCUUAUGUUUGUGACAAUUAGAGCGGCAGGCCAUGAAGUUCCGGUGUUUGCACCAAGGCAGUCGCUCCUCCUAGUUGAACACUUCUUGGCUAAUCGGAAACUCCUUUCCAAACCUUUCUAGCAUUCCCCGUCUUCUUCUUCUUCUCGAUGUCAAUAAGUAAAUCAAUUUUACGAUUCUUUGGAAUUUGUAAAGCUUCGUUAGUCUCUGGCAUCAAUUGUACCAGUCAGAUUUCCAAGUCUUAAUUGGUGGAAUCUUUGCAACUUCGAAGCAGUUGCGCAAAAAGAUUAAAAAAAAAAAACAGAGAAAUUGUUUUUGGUGAACUUACACGGGUUUUGA
Messenger RNA from Pyrus x bretschneideri (Chinese white pear), 1693 nucleotides. RefSeq names its product serine carboxypeptidase-like 34. Gene Ontology annotation, biological process: proteolysis. The transcript has 10 exons. Gene Ontology annotation, cellular component: vacuole. The record is from RefSeq and is a predicted model, not a curated record. Lineage: Eukaryota; Viridiplantae; Streptophyta; Magnoliopsida; Rosales; Rosaceae. Gene Ontology annotation, molecular function: serine-type carboxypeptidase activity. The coding region runs from base 11 to 1477 and encodes 488 amino acids.